This is a messenger RNA of Oncorhynchus keta (chum salmon), 8426 nucleotides long. RefSeq lists its product as uncharacterized. Gene Ontology annotation, cellular component: nucleus. The record is from RefSeq and is a predicted model, not a curated record. Bases 235 to 1488 code for a protein of 417 amino acids. Gene Ontology annotation, biological process: negative regulation of DNA-templated transcription; circadian regulation of gene expression. NCBI's taxonomy places the organism in Eukaryota, Metazoa, Chordata, Actinopteri, Salmoniformes, Salmonidae. Gene Ontology annotation, molecular function: RNA polymerase II cis-regulatory region sequence-specific DNA binding. The transcript has 6 exons.
CACGUGUAUCCGUGCACAUGUUGAAGAUCGUAAACCGUGGAGAUAGAAAGAACUAGCAAAGAGGCAAACCAAUGAAGGUCCGGUGAUCGUGAGAGGAAGGAGACUGCUGACCUGAUGUUCCAACGAGUGUGAGACAAAUAUCGGCAAGUGGGUUACUGAGAUACACAUUAUCAAGGCCGUUUCUGGCAACCGUGGCCGGUUCUACUGCUGUUAUAUUGUUGCAAUAUUUCAGUGAUGCAAUCACAGGGCAGCACUUCCUCCCAGCCCUCUGUUGAUUCGCUGAGCUCCAGUGACAGCUACCUGUUCAACCACUCUGAGCAGGCGGAGGAUGACACUGACGUCUUCCUGUCUGAACGCUCCCCCGCCGUCAUCCUCGGCACUGGGGGCAUGGUCAGGGGCAACGGGAGUGCCGGGGCAGAGAGUCCCGAGUCCCAGUGGGCGUGUGACGGCUUCACUGACCGCGAGGAGGAGGAGUCACGGGGUUCUGAGGUUAUUGGAGGUCACCCCAGGGUCACAGCUGAGAGACAGAGAACAAGCGAGACAGAGAGAGAGAAGACAGAGGGAGACCUGCUCUUUGCCCAGAAGUGUGCUGAGCUGCAGGGGUUUGUAAGGCCCCUACUGGAGCUGCUGAAUGGACUGAAGGGGGGGCGAUUUGACCGUGGUCUGAGUAGUUUCCAGCAGAGUGCAGCCAUGGACCGCAUCCAGAGGAUCGUAGGGGUCUUACGGAGACCCAGCAUCGGGGAAAAGUAUAUGAACACUCUUCUCCAGGUGGAGACGAUGCUGAAGAUGUGGUUUCCACAGGUGUCCCCCUUUGCCCCACCUACCGCCCCUACCCUCUUCCCCCCUCACCUCUCCCCCCGGGACAGCCCCAGCAGCACCCCCCCACACAGGCACAGAGACCAGUCGCACAUCCCUGUGAAGAAGCGCAGACUGAGUUGGUCAGACACAGACUCUGACACCCCUCCUCCUGUACUCUUUAAGAGGCUCAACGUCGGUGGAGGAGAGGAGAGGAGGAAGGAGGGGGGAGACGUCCCCUCGGCAACUUCAGGGGUACCCCCACACCCCCAGGACCCCACCAGCAACCAAGAGAAUGAGAGAAAGGAAGAUGAGGACAGCAAAGAGAGAGAGGGAGAGUCAUCAAGCAACAAAGCAGGGCUCUGUUCUGAGCCCGGUCCCACCUCGGUCCUUGUAGUGCCCAUCCUUUCUCCCUGGAAACCAAUGGAGGGGAAACAGCUGCUGCCUGUCAUGCCACCUCCCACCACCAGGGGCAGUCCAGCCAUGCAGGACAGCGUAAUCUCUUCCACCACGCCCUUCAACAACCUCCAAAGCCAGCAGCAGCCAAUCGGGUGCCAAAGCCAGCCUGUUGCCGGGAAGACUGGGAAAAAGACCGUAAAGACCUGUCAGUGUCGGGUCCAGGCUCAUUCAAUCACGGCAAAGCCUUUGAAAAGGGGGGAGUGUAAGAGCAGGGUUAACCCCGCCCCAUUAUAGACCUGAUGCACUGAGCACACUCCACCCAGCAGGCUAGUGUGACUACGUCAACAUGCUAAAGCUGCUGUGAUAGGGAGAGUCAGGGCUAGAAAUGGGCUGCAGUGCAAACACUUUAUGUUUAGCCCCUCAGCCCUCAGCCCUCGCACCAGCCACUCUCCCUUGGGGGAAUCCCCUUUGAAACCGGAUGCAGUUUGAUUGCCAUCUUAAGUGGAGGUCCAAUUCACUAACGUUGCCCCCUCGGCCCUCGAUUUAGCUCGAGGGAGCGAGUGAAGAACUUUGGUCACUUGUGGGGUUUAUAUGACCCACAAUUCAAUGCAAAUUGUAGUCAUGUAUCAUACUCCGGUGGCCGCGAAUGUCACGUCACUCACCACGGCUGCAUUUUCGGCCUGUCAGACAAAAUGAUGAUUCUGGGGCAAAAAAGUAUUUAGUCAGCCACCAAUUCUGCAAGUUCUCCCACUUAAAAAGAUGAGGCCUGUCAUUUUCAUCAUAGGUACACUUCAACUAUGACAGACAAAAUUAGAAAAAAAAUCCUGAAAAUCACAUUGUAGGAUUUUUAAUGAAUUUAUUUGCAAAUUGUGGAAAAUAAGUAUUUGGUCACCUACAAACAAGCAAGAUUUCUGGCUCUCACAGACCUGUAACUUCUUCUUUAAGAGGCUCCUCUGUCCUCCACUUGUUACCUGUAUUAAUGGGACCUGUUUGAACUUGUUAUCAGUAUAAAAGACACCUGUCCACAACCUCAAACAGUCACACUCCAAACUCCACUAUGGCCAAGACCAAAGAGCUGUCAAAGGACACCAGAAACAAAAUUGUAGACCUGCACCAGGCUGGGAAGACUGAAUCUGCAAUAGGUAAGCAGCUUGGUUUGAAGAAAUCAAUUGUGGGAGCAAUUAUUAGGAAAUGGAAGACAUACAAGACCACUGAUAAUCUCCCUCGGUCUGGGGCUCCACGCAAGAUCUCACCCCGUGGGGUCAAAAUGAUCACAAGAACGGUGAGCAAAAAUCCCAGAACCACACGGGGGGACCUAGUGAAGGACCUGCAGAGAGCUGGGACCAAAGUAACAAAGCCUACUAUCAGUAACACACUAUGCCGCCAGGGACUCAAAUCCUGCAGUGCCAGGCUUGUCCCCCUGCUUAAGCCAGUACAUUUCCAGGCCCGUCUGAAGUUUGCUAGAGAGCAUUUGGAUAAUCCAGAAGAAGAUUGGGAGAAUGUCAUAUGGUCAGAUGAAACCAAAAUAUAACUUUUCGGUAAAAACUCAACUCGUCAUGUUUGGAGGACAAAGAAUGCUGAGUUGCAUCCAAUGAACACCAUACCUACUGUGAAGCAUGGGGGUGGAAACAUCAUGCUUUGGGGCUGUUUUUCUGCAAAGGGACCAGGACGACUGAUCCGUGUAAAGGAAAGAAUGAAUGGGGCCAUGUAUCGUGAGAUUUUGAGUGAAAACCUCCUUCCAUCAGCAAGGGCAUUGAAGAUGAAACGUGGCUGGCUCUUUCAGCAUGACAAUGAUCCCAAACACACUGCCCGGGCAACGAAGGAGUGGCUUCGUAAGAAGCAUUUCAAGGUCCUGGAUUGGCCUAGCCAGUCUCCAGAUCUCAACCCCAUAGAAAAUCUUUGGAGGGAGUUGAAAGUCUGUGUUGCCCAGCAACAGCCCCAAAACAUCACUGCUCUAGAGGAGAUCUGCAUGGAGGAAUGGGCCAAAAUACCAGCAACAGUGUGUGAAAACCUUGUGAAGACUUACAGUAAACGUUUGACCUCUGUCAUUGCCAACAAAGGGUAUAUAACAAAGUAUUGAGAAACUUUUGUUACUGACCAAAUACUAAUUUUCCACCAUAAUUUGCAAAUAAAUUCAUAAAAAAUCCUACAAUGUGAUUUUCUGGAUUUUUUUCUCAUUUUGUCUGGCAUAGUUGAAGUGUACCUAUGAUGAAAAUUACAGGCCUCUUGUCUUUUUAAGUGGGAGAACUUGCACAAUUGGUGGCUGACUAAAUACUUUUUUGCCCCGAUGUAUAUAUGACAUUGAUUUUAGCGUUGCCAAAUUGGCUUAGUCUCGUAGUGAGGAGCCUAUAAAACCUAGCUAGCUUCAUAAACAUUUUUGGGAAUUCUGAAAUGUAUUGCAAUAAAUGACCAAACUAUAAAACUAGCUAGCCAGCUACGGAGAACUGUAGCAAGCUAGCUACGGAGAACUGUAGCUUGCCAGCUAUGGAGAACUGUAGCUAGCCAGCUACGGAGAACUGUAGCUAGCCAGCUAUGGAGAACUGUAGCUAGCCAGCUACGGAGAACUGUAGCUUGCCAGCUAUGGAGAACUGUAGCUAGCCAGCUAUGGAGAACUGUAGCUUGCCAGCUAUGGAGAACUGUAUCUUGCCAGCUAUGGAGAACUGUAGCUAGCCAGCUAUGGAGAACUGUAGCUAGCCAGCUAUGGAGAACUGUAGCUAGCCAGCUACAGAUAACUGUAGCUAGCCAGCUAUGGAGAACUGUAGCUAGCCAGCUAUGGAGAACUGUUGCUAGCUAGCUACGUUAGCUUGCUAGAUACAUGAAUAGCUGUGGGUUGGUUGUUUUUAAGCUCAACUUCCAGAUUUCCACUCAGGACGUUGCCUCCGAUCAUCACACUCUCAUUAGAAUUUGGACUGCAGCCAUGGUUUUAGGUGCUGAUGAGUUUCCUUAAUGAUGGAUCUUUUGCAACUACCUAAACGCAAUUAGGACCAUUAAUGAAAAUGAUAUCUGAGAGACUACAGUUAUUACUACAUGAGGACAGAAUGUGUCCUUGUGAAUCAUAAUCACAGUUCCAUAAAUCAGAUUUUUUUGCACAAAUUGUGGUUGUAGAUUGGAAGGUUGGUAAGCACCUCUUAUAGCCCAUCGCUUGUUUAUAGAAUAUUGGAUUUCUGAUUGACCGAAUGGUAUACUCUCUUACUCCACUUAAGAAAAGGUAAAUGCUACUAUGCAAACUUAAUCGAAACGCUGUUGGCUUAGGAAUAUUUGGGAUUCAGGGGGUUGGAGGCAAGGAGGUGAGAGGUGACGAGGAGAGGAUGGUUAGAACGACAGGUGGAAUAAGAUUUGGGGAUUAAGGAUAGUUAUAUUCCUGGAAUGAUAUUCCUGGAAUCUCCUCAGAGAUGAUGCUUCCAGUGAAUAACAGCAGACAGACAGUUCAAUAGACAGAGGCAUUACGGAUAGAAGUGAGGAAUAAUCAUUAGACUACUGAAUGACCUCUAGAGCUGAAUAACAGCAGACAGACAGUUCAAUAGACAGAGGCAUUACGGAUAGAAGUGAGGAAUAAUCAUUAGACUACUGAAUGACCUCUAGAGCUGAAUAACAGCAGACAGACAGUUCAAUAGACAGAGGCAUUACGGAUAGAAGUGAGGAAUAAUCAUUAGACUACUGAAUGACCUCUAGAGCUGAAUAACAGCAGACAGACAGUUCAAUAGACAGAGGCAUUACGGAUAGAAGUGAGGAAUAAUCAUUAGACUACUGAAUGACCUCUAGAGCUGAAUAACAGCAGACAGACAGUUCAAUAGACAGAGGCAUUACGGAUAGAAGUGAGGAAUAAUCAUUAGACUACUGAAUGACCUCUAGAGCUGAAUAACAGCAGACAGACAGUUCAAUAGACAGAGGCAUUACGGAUAGAAGUGAGGAAUAAUCAUUAGACUACUGAAUGACCUCUAGAGCUGAAUAACAGCAGACAGACAGUUCAAUAGACAGAGGCAUUACGGAUAGAAGUGAGGAAUAAUCAUUAGACUACUGAAUGACCUCUAGAGCUGAAUAACAGCAGACAGACAGUUCAAUAGACAGAGGCAUUACGGAUAGAAGUGAGGAAUAAUCAUUAGACUACUGAAUGACCUCUAGAGCUGAAUAACAGCAGACAGACAGUUCAAUAGACAGAGGCAUUACGGAUAGAAGUGAGGAAUAAUCAUUAGACUACUGAAUGACCUCUAGAGCUGAAUAACAGCAGACAGACAGUUCAAUAGACCGAGGCAUUACGGAUAGAAGUGAGGAAUAAUCAUUAGACUACUGAAUGACCUCUAGAGCUGAAUAACUGCAGACAGACAGUUCAAUAGACAGAGGCAUUACGGAUAGAAGUGAGGAAUAAUCAUUAGACUACUGAAUGACCUCUAGAGCUGAAUAACAGCAGACAGACAGUUCAAUAGACAGAGGCAUUACGGAUAGAAGUGAGGAAUAAUCAUUAGACUACUGAAUGACCUCUAGAGCUGAAUAACAUCUAAGAGGACGUGGCAGGGACCUCUACUGAAGUCUAAAGAGGUUUAGAAUCUAUUCAAUGUCAAUCCAUCAACAUGACACAAUCUGUUUGUGAAGACGGAUGCAAGGUGUUUUGGGUGAAGAUCGAUUAUGACUGAAACGAAUGAACCACAACUGGGUUUUAUUCUGUGUGGAGAAAUGUGAAGCGGGUUAUCCGGUAAACAGUAAAUCACAUUUCAAUGGCCUAACCGGUAGGGGAUAGAAUACCAAACAGACCUUAGAUCAGCUUCUAGGGACAACUUAAUCCUUUAAAUGGCUCAGUGAGAGACUCUAAAGACCACCCUGAGAGAAGAGUCCACUCACGGUCAGACAGAGACAGACAGAAAUCCUGUUUAUUUAUUCACAUGUUCACUUGACAACGCUGCAUUUAUUUAUUACCUUUAUUUAUUAAUUGGCAGCUGUGUUUCUCGCUCUUUGAACUUACAAUUGGUUGACCGAUUGGUUGACUGAUGCUCUUGGGAAAGUUGCUGUACAGCAGUUUGUUUGUAGUUUUUACUGUUAUGAUGGGACACAUUUUUUUUGGGGGGGAUGAUUGGACUUUUGUGCCUUUACCAAAUAGGAUGUGUACAAAACAACAAAGCAUUUUAUUCUUUCAAAGCAUUUUCUACUGCGUUUUGAUAAUUUGCUUGUCUUUCUUAAUAGCACAGUGCACAAUCAAUCGGAUAACACAGUACACAACGCCUAAUUCCUGCCUUCAAUCUCUUAUCUGGCUUCCAGGGGUCUGUUGGGCAAAACUAGCUACCAACAGAUCCCACAACAGCAAGGCAACCUCUACUCCAACCUGUACAGUGGUCAUGUGUACAACACAAUAGUAUUCUAUACAUAUACAUCAUAGUCUUCUAUGAACUAAUGACAGUAGCUAAUUUAUUUCCGUUUUUAGAUUGCCAGUUGCCUCUUCUCCGGGGUGUAUUUUAUAGUUGAUUAUGUAGGUCUGACUGGAGGAUAUGAUCAGUGCUUGCUAUCUCCUGUGUGCUUCUUGGCGCUCGUCAAACUUGAAAAACGUGAGGAUCAGAGCUAAAAGGGAGACCGUAUGAAUACUUAUUUUGCACCAUCAUCGUAAGCUGCUAUACAUAAUAGGACUAAAACAUGAUUGAAAUAUUCCUCAUAACAAAUCAUUAAUACACAUGUAUUUACUAAUGAAAUAUAAUUAUAUAUGCCAUUCAGCAGACGUUUUAUCCAAAGCGACUUACAGUCAUGCGUGCAUACAUUUUUACAUAUGGGUGGUCCCUGGAAUCAAACCCACUGUCCUGGCAUUGCAAGCACCAUCCUCUACCAACUGAGCUCCAGAAGAAAUACAUGAUACAGGGUUUACAAAGAGUUUACUUAUACUUAAUCAACUGUUUAUAUGUAGAGCUUCCAGUAAAGCACUGCUAAAACAAGUUCAUAUGGUUGCAUCCAUACUCCCUAUAGCUUUCUCCAAGGAGAGCCACAACUGAACACACAAUCACCGGUAGCCUCCAUGUUACCUACCUACUGUCUUUACUUGUGGCUGGGGGAUGUUUUUAUGCUUGAGGUAUAAGUUGCUCUUAAUCACAGGUCUAUGAUCAGAUUUUUCCUACCCCCAAUCCUAACGUUUAUCAUUAGGGUUUGAAAACACACCUGACCCCGGGCCUGUGGUUAAGGGCCACUUCUACCUACUUGUGUUUUUUAUACAGCUAUUUUGUGACAGAGAAACUGAUUGCACAGAUUUUUUGUGAUCUCUUUUCCAUGUAUGUUUUCUACUGCAGAGACCACCGCUGAUUGGUCAGAAAUAAUAUGUCUUGUUUAUUUCAACUGCCUUUUUAUAUCUUAGUAGAUGUUGUACUCACCCUCUCUACUCCUCCCCUUCUACUCCUCCACCCUCUCUCCUCCCCUUCUACUCCUCCUUCCUCCCCCUCUCUAUCCUCCUAUAUAAUAAUAUAAUAAUAAUAUAUGCCAUUUAGCAGACGCUUUUAUCCUCCCCUCUCUACUCCUCCACCCUCCCUCCUCCCCUUCUACUCCUCCUUCCUCCCCCUCUCUAUCCUCCUCCCCUCUCUACUCCUCCACCCUCCCUCCUCCCCUUCUACUCCUCCUUCCUCCCCCUCUCUAUCCUCCUCCCCUUCUACUCCUCCUUCCUCCCCCUCUCUAUCCUCCUCCCCUCUCUACUCCUCCACCCUCCCUCCUCCCCUUCUACUCCUCCUUCCUCCCCCUCUCUAUCCUCCUCCCCUUCUACUCCUCCUUCCUCCCCCUCUCUAUCCUCCUCCCCUUCUACUCCUCCUUCCUCCCCCUCUCUAUCCUCCUCCCCUCUCUACUCCUCCACCCUCCCUCCUCCCCUUCUACUCCUCCUUCCUCCCCCUCUCUAUCCUCCUCCCCUUCUACUCCUCCUUCCUCCCCCUCUCUAUCCUCCUCCCCUUCUACUCCUCCUUCCUCCCCCUCUCUAUCCUCCUCCCCUUCUACUCCUCCUUCCUCCCCCUCUCUAUCCUCCUCCCCUCUCUACUCCUCCCUCCCUCUCUCAUCUGUUCAUCCCUUUCUCUCUCAUCUGUUCAUCCCUUUCUCUCAUAUCUGUUCAUCCCUUUCUCUCUCAUCUGUUCAUCCCUUUCUCUCAUAUCUGUUCAUCCCUUUCUCCCCCUCUUACUUUCUCUCACUUUCUCUGUUUCUCACUCUUACUCUGCUGUCACUCUGUGUUACUCUUCUGAGUACUUUUUACAUUGAUGAUACAAAAAUAAAAUCUUUUAAUAAAU